UGCUGGGCCUAACGAAGCAACGAGCGAUUGGGUUUGUUGGACUGAUCUUCGCCAGAUAACGAGCAUGCUCGCGAGAGUCGUUAGCUCGACUCGUAAAGCUGUUAGUGUUAACGAGUUUCAGGAGAUACUUUACUCUGUUCAUUAGCCUAACGAGCCGAGGUACUCUCCGAGUAACGAGUAAAAUGUCCAGGCCUAGGUCUAGGACGUUCGGCAGCGAGAUGGGCCAAAAGGAGGAGGGGUGCGGCACAAGAAGAAAAGGAAGAAAAAGGGAAAUAUACAUGGGCUCCGGCCCGGCGGAUGAAAACAGGCGACCGGACUAGAACCCGACCGUGGCCCCCCCGUCGCGCGCCAAACACAGACGGAGUCCGGCCUCGCCACGCCGUGCCCGCUACUACAAAAAAGCGAACCGACUCCCAUCGGCGCGCGCGGCAACCCGUUCCCUCGGGCACAACUCGAUCGCCGGAGCUUCUUAAAUCCUAACUCCUUCCCCAAGCUAGGCCAAGGGGAAAUCCUAGGGUUUUCCGUCGUCGUCUUCCCCCCAGCGCGAGCAGCAAUGGCGAUGGUGGUGCCGGCCAUCAACAUCGGCCGCCUCGUCUUCCUGGUCGGCACCGGUUUUGCUGGCUCCAUCGCACUCAGAAACGGCGAGCGCCUCUCCGACUUCCUCCGCGAGGUCCAGGAGAUUCUCCAGCGCGACAGAGGAGGAGGAGGAGGCGGCGGCGGCGCCGAUAACGCGCAGUUGAAGGCCAUCGAAGGGCUGGCCAGGGAGAUAAAAGAGCUUAUGUCAAUCUCUCCCACUAUUAUUUAUCAGAACGAAGAUGGCAGCAGAGUUAUGACAGCUUUGAUGGGACCUGCUGCAGCUGCUGGGGCGGUGGGCUAUGCUUACAUGUGGUGGAAAGGCAUCACAUUUUCUAGCAUAAUGUAUGUCACCAAGCAAAAUAUGGCUAGUGCUGUUUCAAGCAUGACCAAGCAUCUGGAACAAGUGCAGAACUCUCUGGCUGCUGCUAAAAGGCACUUAACACAGCGCAUUCAAAAGGUAGAUGAUAAAUUGGAUAAGCAAAAGGAGAUAUCUGAACAAAUAAGAGAUGAGGUUACUGGUGCACGACUGAAACUCAAGGACAUUGGUUCAGAAAUGGAAAAUCUCAAAAAGUUGGCUUUUAAUCUGGAUGGGAAAUUGGACACUAUUCAACACAAACAGGAUUUCCAGUUGGCUGGUGUGUCGUAUCUCCUCCAGUUCAUAGAACCACAUGGGAUGCUGCCGGAGGGCUCCAUCCAAUUCAUAAAACAAGAUUGUGGGAGGCUACCCCUGUUCCUACAGGAAGGCCCCAAGGGACCGGUGGUCACACGCUCCGGGAAGAAAGGGGAGCUCCCGCAGGGUCUGGGGUUUGGGCUGCGGCUGCUGGCGCUAGAGCAAUCUGCCAAUCGUGCACCGUCGAUGCCGGUCAAUCCUGCUUGCUGAUUCUUCUUCCGUGGUUGCUCGGACUCGUAUAGGUUGGCUUCACCGAAAGAAUUGGCUGGUAGGAAGAUGUCAGAUGAAUACUCUAGUUAGCCGUAUAUGUGUUUCAGUAAACUAGCCGUGUUAUGACUUAAUUAUGUAGUGCUACCCUACUCGAGUGUUGAGAACUGGAACGAGAUUAGGUCGCCUUGCUGGAUUGACAGUAGAUAUACAAUCUGAAGCUUAUCGAAUGCACAAUCAUGUUUUCCGCAA
Molecule: messenger RNA, 1705 nt
Organism: Brachypodium distachyon (stiff brome)
Lineage: Eukaryota; Viridiplantae; Streptophyta; Magnoliopsida; Poales; Poaceae
Exons: 13
Coding region: 554-1456 (300 amino acids)
Source: RefSeq, a predicted model, not a curated record